Messenger RNA from Teleopsis dalmanni, 285 nucleotides. RefSeq lists its product as uncharacterized. The record is from RefSeq and is a predicted model, not a curated record. The coding region runs from base 22 to 285 and encodes 87 amino acids. The transcript has a single exon. NCBI's taxonomy places the organism in Eukaryota, Metazoa, Arthropoda, Insecta, Diptera, Diopsidae.
UUAUUAUCGCAGUCGUGCGAAAUGAGCCAUAACUUCCAAGUGAGUUAUACUGCACUUGGAAUGUCCGACGAUAAUCAGACCAACUACUCUCUGCCAUCGGUGGCAUCGUCCAGUCGAGCGGCGCGCAAUGUCAACUUUCAUACAGAGAUUAACGAUGCGGCAGGAUAUCCGCCGCAACAGUUGCCGCAAUCACGUCGCAGUUCAAAGUCGUUCUUUCACCGGCCACGUUCCAUGUCCGUUUGGAGCGACAUCAGCCGUAGCAGCAUGCGUUUGGAUGAACGGUAA